AUGGGAAAGUUCGACAAAGCGGCUGGUCGAAAGGGACCGUGCGAUAAACCUUUGGCAAGGCGAACGCUUUUCGCUACCAUGAUCGUCGUCCUUGGCGGUGUGGUUGGUGGUGCUCCUCUACCAGCCCAAAUUCUGGACUCCCAACGUGACCCAUCACCUAUUGGUUAUCCCGGACACGGUGCUCCCCGUAAUUGGCAGGCAUAUCCUAACCACUCCCAUCGGCACGAAAAGCCAGAGGUUGGCUCUCUCGAAAAGUUAGAGCUGAAAGGUAAGACGGUGGUCGUUGAUACUCCUGUUAGCGAGAUGCCCCGUGACCGCGCAAUCGGCAAGCGAGAUCUGGCAAAAGAUGCCUUCCCUCCUUCCCCUCCUUCCUACUUGGCUUUGCAUCCUGAUCGUUCCAAUCGCUGGGGCGAAAAAGAGGACGUUCCGCCUGUUCGCACACCUUAUCGGUCAGGCUUACAGCAGCAGCCUAAGAAUCCUGCAGGUGAGAUGACUUUCCAUCCCGCUCCUCACCCUGUUGUCGAAGGAAAAGACCCUUGGGAAGUGAGCAAGUCCCACGAGACCUCUCCUCCUACCACCAAGGAAGGGGCUGCCAAACCAGCAGACGAUUUCCGACUGUUGCUCGCUGCUCAAUUUUAG
Ustilago hordei is the source of this 639-nucleotide messenger RNA. RefSeq lists its product as uncharacterized. The transcript has 3 exons. The record is from RefSeq and is a predicted model, not a curated record. The coding region runs from base 1 to 639 and encodes 212 amino acids. NCBI's taxonomy places the organism in Eukaryota, Fungi, Basidiomycota, Ustilaginomycetes, Ustilaginales, Ustilaginaceae.